Messenger RNA from Rhizophagus irregularis DAOM 181602=DAOM 197198, 687 nucleotides. The record is from RefSeq and is a predicted model, not a curated record. NCBI's taxonomy places the organism in Eukaryota, Fungi, Glomeromycota, Glomeromycetes, Glomerales, Glomeraceae.
CAAGGUUUAUUGUUAUAAAGACAUCUUACCAAAGGAAUUAAUUCAUGACCUAUUAGAAUUUCAUAUAGUUCCUAAUAUGCAGCCUAGAACUAAUCUAGCGCCUUCAAGAAAGCCAAAUUUAAAAUUUAAACUUGAUUCAACCUUAAUUGAAUCAAAACACAUUCCUCUUUUCGCAUCAUGGAUUGAUAAAAAAAUUUCUUCUCAUUAUGAUAGUAAAAAUAUUCCCUAUGAAUUUAAUUUAUUAUAUCGUUCAAGUCGGGAUGGAUUUAAUUUCGAAACAUUUCAUAGGAAUUGUGAUAACAAAGGAGCUACUAUUUGGAUAGCCAAAAUUCAAGGAUCAACACAAUUAAUUGGAGGUUAUAACCCACUUGAUUGGAAUGGAAAUAAAGCGAAAAUUACUACAAAUAGUUUUCUAUUUAAUUUUACAGACGGAAAAGAUACUUCUAGUGCAAAAUUGGGAUUGGUGAAUAAUAAUUGUGAUGGAGGAUAUGAUGCUGUUUAUUGUUAUAAUGAUCAAGGACCUAGUAUGGGCGGCUUAGAUUGCUAUGCCAAUAAUAAUUGGGAAUAUGAUACCGGGAGUACUCGUUAUCCUAACAUAGGUAUUCCAGCAAGUUUCAUAGUGGAAAAUUAUGAAGUAUUCCAAGUGAUUCAAUAAAAUAUUAAAUUGAUUAUUCUUCUACUUUAUAC